CAUGGUUGUUUUUCAGCUUUUCUUUAUGAUUUUCAAAUAUAGUUAAUGCUGUUUCUUAUUAAUCUGAGUUAUAUGUAUAGAAAUAUAAAAUGCAAAUUUAAAACUGAGUUUUUGUUUUGAUAAAUUUGUUUAAUAACCUAUCUGUUAGCGUCCGAAUGCUUUCGAUAUAGCAGAGUUGUUAUUAGAAAUAAAUAUGACUUUGAAGUUGUUUUAACGCAAUAAGUAAUCAGGAUGGUUGUUGGGUCGGCAUCGUACCCAGGGAGGCAAGUGCUUCACAAAAUGCAGCCGAUGGGUAUGACUCCGCGCGAGCUUUCGGACUACGACGACUUAGCAACAGCUCUAAUAGUUGAUCCAUAUCUCGGCAUUACAACACAUAAGAUGAACAUACGUUACAGACCAUUAAAAACCAAUAAAGAGGAAUUAAAAAGCAUUAUAAAAGAAUUUAUACAAACACAGGAUUACAAUAAAGCAUAUAACAAAUUGGCUAAUGGAGAAUGGAUGCCAAGACAUUUCACAAAAAACAAGCAUCAACAAAACAAGUUUAGAGAACAUAUUUAUCGCUAUCUGAGGGUUUUUGACAAAAAGGCUGGAUUUGUAAUUGAACCAUGUUAUAGGUAUUCAUUAGAAGGUAGAGUUGGGGCUAAAAUUUCAACAACUAAGAAGUUUUUUAAACAUGAAAGAAUUGACUUUCUUGUUGGAUGCAUUGCUGAAAUGACUGAAGAAGAAGAAAAGCAACUGCUACAUCCUGGAAAAAAUGAUUUUUCUGUUAUGUACAGUUGUAGAAAAAAUUGUGCUCAGUUAUGGCUUGGACCAGCUGCAUACAUUAAUCAUGAUUGCAGACCAACAUGUACUUUUGAAGCUACAGAUCGAGGCAAAGCUUUUGUUCGUGUAUUAAGAGAUAUAGAGGUUGGAGAAGAAAUUACUUGUUAUUAUGGUGAAGACUUUUUUGGCAAUGGGAAUUGCUAUUGUGAAUGUGAAACUUGUGAAAGACGAGGCAAAGGUGCAUUUUCUGUAAAGAAUGCACACAAUGAUGAGGAAUCUACAAGAUAUAGAUUUAGAGAAACUGAUAAUAGAAUAAAUAGGACAAAAGCCAAAUUAACACAAAAAGCAGAAAAUGGGAAACCUCCUGAAAAGGCUCGAAUAUCAAACAGACAAGUUUCUAAUAUUGUUUCCCCUCUUAGUAUGAAGGAAAUGAAGCAAAAAGGAUUGACAAAAUAUGAUGCUGAAUUGUUAAUAGCUCAGGGGUGCAUUGCAGAUGUUGUUGAUGGAGCUCGUGACAAAGAAUCACAAGGGAGUAGAGAAUCCUCAGCUUCUAGAAGAGGUGAACGUUUAAGACGAAGGGCAGAUAGUGGCCGUGCUCCUAAUGGUGUUUCUGCUACUGCCACUGCAACUGCAUCACAGCCGCAUGAACAACCUUCACGGUGUUGCAGUAUAACUAGUUCACGAAGCAGUUGUGACUCUCAUACUGGUAUAGUUCUAAGAAGUCAUAAACGUCUCAUUGACUCUCAAUCCCCUUGUACAAAAGUUAAAAAUAGUUCAAAGAGUAGCUCAGAAGUUAAAAUUGGAAGAAAUCAUAGUGUUCUUAAACCAGACACAGACUCAUCUAGUGCAACGGAUAUAGAUAAAAUAGAAAUUAAACAAGAACUAGACAAUGAAAUUUUUAAAGAGAAUUAUCAAUCUGAAACUAGUAACAUCAGUAAAACAGACACAGAACCAGAAAAUAAUAAUGAUAAAAAAGAAUCUCUGUUAGAAAGAGCUGAAUCUUGUACUUCUAUGUUAACAAUAAAGAAAGAAUGCUAUGAUAGUUCAGAUAACAAAGAACAGAUCAAAGUUGAAUGUGUGAAUGACAAUGAAACAUGUAUAAAAAGUGAAAUAUUUGACUAUAGAGAAAAUGUAAACCCAAGUGAGUCUACAGAUACUAUAAUAAGUAAACACAAAAUUGAUAUUCCUCAUAGGCCUGAAGAGGUAAAGAAGGAACCAGAGUCGGGACUUGCAGAUAAUUCAAAUAAAAGUAGUGAAUGUCCCUGUACGCCACCUCAAAGAAAAACUUUAAAGUUAACUUUGAGAAUGAAACGUAGCCCAGCAGAAGAAGUAAUGAAUUGUGGUAGCACAACAGACGAACCAGAGUAUGAAGUCUUGCGUCUUGAGGGUGUAGACCCUGAAACAGCCCGCCGUUUUAAAAAGCGGCGACGGUCAAAAGAACGCCAUCGUAAACAUAGUCCAAUCCGUCCUUUGCCCCCAAUGAAAAGAUUGCGGUUGAUUGUCGGCAACGAAAGUCGAACUAUAAAUAUUCCAAAUGCUAUAUCGGCAGACUGACAGCCGCAACUACCUUAUAGUUAUUUUUUCCACCGCUAUAUUCAAUUAUUAGUUUAAUUGAUACUGACUAGGAUUAUUUCGUCUAGUAUUUAUUUUGUGAUGUGAAUUCAUAUUUGGAUAUUGUGUGAUAGGCAUCAGAUUCAUUAAAGUGAUAAUUCCAAGAUAUUUAUUAUAAAAUAUGUAAAAUUGUGUUAUAUCAUUAGCACUCAUUUGUUUUUAUCUAAUUGACCUUUUAGUGAAAUGUAUUAAUCAGAAAUGAAUUUAUUUGUACGUUUUUUUGUUUGUUUUAAUGUGUGGAUAGAAUUCCAUUAUUUGGAGUUUAAUUGAACAUUUCCUUUUAAAUUUUGUUAAUUUUGUCAUUUUACUAUUAGUAGUGAUGAUGUUAUAUUUCAUUCUGUUUCUCUUUAAGUCUGUAGUUAGUACCACUGACAUUACUGUGGUGUUAUAAAAUGCAGGAGACUACAGUAACAAUAUGAAUAAUGUAUGUAGUAGUAAUAGUGAUAGGCCGGGAUUACUAGUUUCACAUGUAUGAGUUACGCGAUCCAUGUAUUUUACGCUUAUAAAUAAACUUAUGGUAAUAUCUGGAACUGUCUAACAAGCAAUUUAUUGCUCUAUAUUUAAUUAGAUAUUAAGGUAUUGUAAUAGAAAUCACAGGAUAGAAAUAUUGAUAAUUUGUAAAUAUGCUGUAUUGUUAUUGGUUAUUGCUUCGUUUAUGGGUUUAAAUUUUUUUUGACUUGGACUUAUAUGUUCCUCUUGAAGGCUAAUGUGACCUAGGCCAGGACUGAUAGAUUUUUGAGGAGACUUGCACUACAGGUAUUACAAUAAUAACUUUAUCCCACGUAGUUUUAGAUAUGAAUUUUUUAAUGAGUAUUAUGUUUUUCUAAACAAAGCAGUAAUAACCACAAGUUAGAAAAAUAAUUGUGAUUUAUGUACGCCUUAUUUACCAGCUUAGUUAAAUAACACUUAACAUUAUUUCUUCUUGUUUAAACAUAGUAGAAAUUAGGUUUUGGUUAUUAGCUUUAAUAUUUUUCAUACACAUUAAAAUUUGCUAAUGUAUAUAUAAAGCAUUGAUAUAUCUAUGAAAUUUCUUAUUUCAUUUAAAAUAUGAAAACGCAUCAAAGCGCAGGAACAAUAAAUUUCAUUGAUCACAACUACAUGUGUAUUUGUAUGUGUACUUUUAAAAGGGAAUACUUAAAUCGUAAAUAUUUAAAAUGCAGGCAUAUUGUUAUAAUAAAUUCGUAUGAUUGUAUAAAUAUAAGUUCGCAUGUCUAGUAUGUAGGUAUUUUGAUGGAUCCCAUGACUUCAUGUUAUGAAUUAUAUGUAAUUCCGGCUCGAAUGUUACUUUUAGUGAAGUAUUCGAUCUCCAUUUGUUGGUAUGUAAAUGACAAAAUUAGGAAAAAAAAAUUAAUAAUACAUAAUAAAUAAAAUUUUAAAAAUAUGGUUUUUCCAUGUUAUAGGUACUUAUUAGCUUGGACACUGCCGCAUUGUACAGCCAUUGUAUUGAUUAGGAGUUAGGACACUACAAAUGAUUUUGAUUGGUGUGGAAUAAUUGUUUAGAUUUCUUACAAUGUAUAUUCUUGUUCAUGGUGUACACAAAUACUAGUCCUGACUCAACCUUUGGUGAUGAAUAUUCCUCAUGUGUUAAUAUCAAAGUAAAAUUAAUACUAAUGUAUAAAUAACACCUUUUGGUUUGUAGCAUUUUAAAGGAUCAUAAUUAUAAAAAAUAAACAAUUAUUCAAUUGAAUGGAACAGGA
Papilio xuthus (Asian swallowtail) is the source of this 4070-nucleotide messenger RNA. It is a transcript of the gene Hmt4-20, whose product is annotated as Histone methyltransferase 4-20. The record is from RefSeq and is a predicted model, not a curated record. The transcript has 3 exons. Bases 232 to 2316 code for a protein of 694 amino acids. NCBI's taxonomy places the organism in Eukaryota, Metazoa, Arthropoda, Insecta, Lepidoptera, Papilionidae. Gene Ontology annotation, molecular function: protein binding; histone H4K20 methyltransferase activity. Gene Ontology annotation, cellular component: nucleus.